Molecule: messenger RNA, 2070 nt
Organism: Xenia sp. Carnegie-2017
Lineage: Eukaryota; Metazoa; Cnidaria; Anthozoa; Malacalcyonacea; Xeniidae
Product: serine/threonine-protein kinase PLK1-like
Exons: 10
Coding region: 72-1907 (611 amino acids)
Biological process (GO): regulation of cytokinesis; protein phosphorylation; mitotic cell cycle
Cellular component (GO): nucleus; spindle pole; centrosome
Molecular function (GO): protein binding; ATP binding; protein serine/threonine kinase activity
Source: RefSeq, a predicted model, not a curated record
UAAGAUAUUAAUCAUUGUUUUGUUUCUAUUUACACUUGGCAUAGGCCAAAGAAUCGGUGUGCAUAUAAAAAAUGCUAUCUAGUUACAAAGGAACAAGGAGCAUUAAAGCAGAAAAAUGCUACCCACUUCCCGACGUUUCACAAGUUGUUACGGACUCCGACACACAAAGACGUUACUUUCGCGGUAGGCUGCUUGGAAAGGGUGGGUUUGCUCGAUGUUACGAAGUAACUGAUAUGAAAACAAACCAUGCUUAUGCUUGCAAAGUUGUUGCAAAAGCAAGAAUUACAAAACCCCAUCAGAGAAAAAAGAUAGUGAACGAAAUUGAGUUACACAGAUCGCUGAAUCAUCCUUACGUGGUUGGCUUUCACGGUUUUUUCGAAGAUAAUAAAAAUGUCUACAUUUUAUUGGAGCUAUGUGCGCGCAAAUCAUUGGUGCAACUUCUUAAACAGCGUAAGUCUUUGCUGGAGCCCGAGGUUCGAUAUUUUAUGAGACAAGCGAUUAAAGCAUGCUGUUAUCUCCACUCCAAGAACAUCAUUCAUCGUGAUAUCAAACUUGGAAAUUUCUUCAUCAAUGAUGACAUGCAAUUGAAGCUUGGUGACUUUGGAUUGGCUUGUAGAACAGGAGAAAUUUCAACCCAAGAUGAUGAUAUGACAGUUUGCGGUACGCCCAAUUACAUUGCCCCCGAGGUCUUGAAGAAAGGUCGACAUGGUUACGAAGUCGAUACAUGGGCUCUUGGUUGUGUAAUGUACACUCUUUUGGUUGGUAGACCUCCAUUUGAAACAAUGUCACUGAAGGAGACAUACGCUCGUAUUAAAACUAACCAAUACGUCAUUCCGUCGAGAGUAUCCAAAUCUGCUGCAAGAUUAAUACAAAAAUUUCUCAGUAAUAAUCCUCUUAGUAGGCCAUGUCUGGAGACAGUUUGUGAGACAGAUGAAUUUUUUGUAAAAGGUUUUGUACCCAGCUCACUGCCACCAUCGUGUUGCAUGGUACCACCACGAUUUACAGCUCUUCCCAAUGAAUCGUGUGAGAAGACGGGAGAUGUGAAAACCAAUCAUGACAAAGUCGACCAUAUUCUCACGAAGCUACACUUGAGCGAUAACUAUGAGAGGGCGAACAGUGUGGAGAAAGAAAUUCGUGUUACAAAUUCAUUUCAAUCACAAGAAUCGCCAAUACAUUUCGUGCCGCCAGAUGAUUUGUAUCACAAACUUAGUGCAUGCUUAAGUUGCAUGCCAAAGGCGGAUGAAUUCAUGGAUAGUUCGACUACUUCAAAUGGAUGGCUUAAUGGAGCUUCUACAAGUGCUGCAAACAUGACGGAGCUUCCUCGAAAAUUGUUUGUUUGUAAAUGGGUCGACUACAGUAAUAAAUAUGGUUUUGGUGCUGAACUCUGCGAUGGAAGUGUACUUGUACGAUUUAACGAUGGAUCAAAAAUGACUUUGUCAAAAGACAGGCAAUUAAUUUGGUUCUGCAACACAGAUAAGCAGGUCAGCUCGUUUAACGCCGAGGCAGCACCUGAUAAUCUUGGUAGAAAGGUCACUCUCUUGGAAUAUUUUGCCACAUAUAUGGAAAAGCAUCUUUUAAAGGGAUCACCUCACGAGAGCACAAUGAAUAAAAAUGAAGAUGAAUUUCCCCCUUUUCUUGCAAUAUGGAUACGUACACAAAAAGCAAUGGUUAUCUACUUAAGCAACGGUGUCCUACAGGUAAAUUUUUUUGGUGACCACACUAAAAUUAUUCUCAACCCUGGCCGUGGAGAGGAGCUUAUAACGUUAAUUAAUGAAAAUCGAGAGCACACUGACUAUUUACUGUCAAGCAUCCUUCAAAAUGGCUGCUCUCAGAGUGUCGCUACGAGAUUAGAGUAUUGUAAAAUUAUUUUAAGGAAACUAAGUGGUUUUGGAUCGAGCGACACAUGAAGCUGGCGAUAUAUAUGUGGUUGUAGAAUCCUCAGAUUAGAUUAGAAUGAUUAGAUUUAAAUGAUUUUUACGGUUGUAAAUAGUCUUAAUGGUAAUGCAAUAACAGCUUUUUAGGAAGGAUAUUUUCAUAUCAAUAAAUAAACCAGCAAAAUUAAAUCUUCAA